This is a messenger RNA of Rodentolepis nana, 216 nucleotides long. Lineage: Eukaryota; Metazoa; Platyhelminthes; Cestoda; Cyclophyllidea; Hymenolepididae. The record is from the annotation of a GenBank genome assembly.
AUGGAAGCUCAAAGAAGCGCCACUCCUUGUUUCCAGCAUUUCCAAAUUCCUCACCAUGGAUUCCAAGCCCAAACAAUGGCAUUCCCCAUUUCUAGUGAUCCCCAACUCCCUCAACAUUCGCCCUUUUUGAUAAGCACGAGGUCACCUACAAGCCCUCAAGAAAUCCCUGAGAUAGCUGACGCCAAUGAAGCUUCUCAAACUUCAACCUUCGCGUGA